Molecule: messenger RNA, 3019 nt
Organism: Engraulis encrasicolus (European anchovy)
Lineage: Eukaryota; Metazoa; Chordata; Actinopteri; Clupeiformes; Engraulidae
Gene: polh
Product: polymerase (DNA directed), eta
Exons: 11
Coding region: 107-2473 (788 amino acids)
Biological process (GO): response to radiation; error-prone translesion synthesis
Cellular component (GO): nucleus; replication fork; site of double-strand break
Molecular function (GO): damaged DNA binding; DNA-directed DNA polymerase activity
Source: RefSeq, a predicted model, not a curated record
GUUACUGUUGUACAACAACUUUGGCGGCAGCCGUAGGAGAUUGUGUUUGGGAGGAGGAGAAGGAGGCAGCUAAAGGGAAGAUCAUUCUCUGGUGAUAAAGCACCUGAUGGAUACUGGCACGGACAGAGUUGUGGCAUUGGUGGAUAUGGACUGCUUCUACGUGCAGGUAGAGCAACGGAUCAACCCAGAGUUGAAGGCGAAGCCAUGUGUUGUAGCUCAAUACAAGACCUGGAAAGGAGGCGGGAUCAUUGCUGUCAGUUACGAAGCAAGAGCGUUUGGAGUGACCAAAAACAUGUGGGCAGAUGAUGCAAAGAAAUUGUGUCCUGACCUCCAGGUUGCCAGAGUCAGGGAGUCGCAUGGGAAAGCAGAUCUUACUUGUUACAGGGAAGCAAGCUCUGAAGUCCUUGAGGUGAUGUCGCGUUUUGCUGUCAUUGAGAGAGCCAGCAUUGAUGAAGCCUACAUGGACCUUACUGCCAGUGUAAAGCAACGACUUGACAUCCUGGUGGACAAGCCGAUUGCGAUUGAGGGCCUGAUGUCCACAUUCGUAGAGGGAUACCCUCAGGCUUCGGAGGAGGAGGAGGAGGAGGAAGAGGAGGAGAAAGUGGAAGAUGCUACUGCACCUAAAGAUGCAUUGAGGAUUCAGGGUUUGAGUCAGUGGAUGGACUCUCUGCCCCCGACCUCCCAAAGGACUAAUGCGGACCUGCAGCUGGCUGUGGGUGCGGUGAUCAUCGAGGAGAUGAGGGCCGCUGUGGAGAAGGACACUGGCUUUAGGUGCUCAGCUGGAAUAUCACACAACAAGGUCCUUGCCAAGCUUGCUUGUGGCUUAAACAAACCCAAUCGCCAAACUAUACUUCCCCUCAGCUCCGUUCCACAACUGUUCAAUGGUCUCCCCAUCAGCAAAAUUCGCCAUCUGGGAGGUAAAUUGGGCAUCUCCAUCUCUGAGACGCUAAAUGUGGACAACAUUGGAGAGCUGUCAAAGUUCCCUCUGGAGCACUUGGUAGAGAAGUUUGGGAUGAAGACUGGGCCGUGGCUUUAUAACCUCUGCAGGGGGAUAGAGUUUGAGCCAGUGAAGCCUAGACAGCUGCCUAAAUCCAUUGGUUGUAGCAAAAAUUUUCCAGGGAAGACGUCCCUUGACACCAAAGAAAAGGUGCAGUACUGGCUGCAGCAGCUGUCUUUGGAGUUGGAGGAAAGACUAACCAAAGACAGGGAUGAGAAUGGACGAAUAGCAAAGCUUUUAACUGUGGCAGUGAAACAGGCUGGAGAAACAAAAACUGGCGGUUUUUCCCGGUGCUGUACCCUAGCACGAUAUGACGCAGAGAGGAUUUCCACAGACAGCUUAGCUCUUAUUAAGAGCCUGAAUUGUGCAGGAAACCACCAACAAGCCUGGUCUCCCCCAUUCACCCUGCUGCAUCUCUCGGCUAGUAAAUUCAUGGAUGCUGCGACGUCUUUGUCUGGAGGAAUCACAGGUUUUCUGAAAUCUGAUAUUGCUCCCACGCAGCAGAAACCAUUUUUAUCCUCCCAAGUACCCAAUGGCUCAACAACACAACAACCCGGAAAAAGACCAGGAGAGAUAAUGUCCUUUUUUCAAAAUGCCUCCAAAAGGACUCGGCAGUGUCAUGCUGAACCUCCAGAGGGCGCUGCUUCAACUGAGCUGAAUAACCAGCAUGAGAAGGGAGAGGACAAAAAACCAGGAGAGAUCAUGUCCUUCUUUCAAAGUGCCUCCAAAAGGAUUCGGCAGGGUCAUGCUGAACCUCCAGAGGACACUGCAACGGAACUCAAUGACCAGCAUGAGAAGGGAGAGGACAAAAAAACAGGAGAGAUCAUGUCCUUCUUUCAAAAUGCCUCCAAAAGGAUUCGGCAGGGUCAUGCUGAACGUCCAGAGGACACUGCAACGGAACUCAAUGACCAGCAUGAGAAGGGAGAGGACAAAAGUGAAGACGGUGAAGACGACAGAAUUGACUCGCAUAGCACAAUUGCAGAGCAAGUAGUACAAACGGUACUACCCUUGAAGACACAGGACUGUAGUCCCACAACAAUUCAGACUGAUGGAAGCACGCACACAAUUAUCCCAGAUGAUCCUUGUAGUUCUGCAACAAGUCAGGCAGAUGCAACAAUACACACAAUUACCCAUGGUGGCCCUUGUGCGUCUUCAGAACGUUCGCCUGCGUUCACCUUUGCCCCAGAGGACUAUAUUCGGUGUGACAGCUGUGGACAGGAGGUGUUGGCCUGGGAGAUGCCUGAGCACACCGAUUAUCAUUUUGCACAGGAUUUGCAGACUUCCUGGUCAUCCAGUUUGCCUUCUUCCAGUCAGGUUCCAGCGAAUAUAUCAAAAGCGAAUACGUCAGAUGGCAAUUCCCAGUGUAAGACCGUUCAGGCCUCGCGCCGUAAGUCUGCCACCAGUCGUACUCCAGCCAAAAUGAAAAAGCCAGCGGGCAAGGGUGUUUCUAUUGAUCACUUCUUCAAAAAGAGUUAAACGUCAUCAUUACAUUACACUUACCUGACGCGUUUAUUCAAAACGACCAGUCUAUGGAGCAGUGUGGGGUUCGGUGCCUUGCUCAAGGGUUCUUCCGCCAUGUAGUGUGGUAGGGAGUGGAAGGGUGGGAUUUGAACCUGCAACCCUCUGACAUACGGCCCAUCUCCUUAACCAUUAAGCCACGGCUGCCCCAUGUCUUCAUCCAACAGGCAUGCAUGAAAUCCUCGAAUCUCAGGGAACUGGUCAUGCAGGUCCUCUCAACUGUAAAGGCUGUGCUUGAUUUGAGAUGAUGUAAUUUUACAGCAAUUGUUUGUUUUUAACUGUAAUUUUCAAAGCAGCUGUUCAAUUUUAUGUUGUUCUUAUAUCAUAAACAAAGAAUGUAAAUCAUUAAAGUAAGUUAAAAAAAUUAAAAAAAAAACCACCCAUCAUCAUGACUAAGGACUUGUGGCCACAACAGUACCUACAGUGAGAAUGAUAAAUAUUUGAUCCCUUGCUGAUUUUGUUGGGUUUCGUACUAAUAAAGACAUGAUCAGUCUAUUAUUUCAA